AUGGCGAAGAGGUACGACUCGCCUUACAAGGUGCAUAUUCCACCUAUUGACGUUGCGACCUUUGUAUUUUCCUCGGAUUCAGAGAAUGAUCAUUCAAGUCCACAGUACUUUGAUGCGGACCGACCGGAACGGAAUUUUAGCCUGCAACAGGCCAAGGCACUUGUCAAGAGGGUUGGGAAAGGGCUACUUGAUCUCAGACUGAAGCCGGAUGAUAAGGUGCUUUUGUACUCUGGCAACUCGCUGUACUUCCCAAUCCUCUUUUGGGGGACGGUGUCUGCGGGCUGUGUGUUCACUGGCUGUUCUCCAAGUGCAUCUGUGACCGAGCUCUCAUAUCAAUUACGGGACUCCAAUGCGACGUUGGUCAUAACCAGCUCGGCGGGUGCCUCUCGGGCUCUUGAAGCGGCAUCACAAGUCGGCAUCCCGAAGGACAGAGUCUUCGAGUUUGUUGAUCCGGACAAAACCCCUACUAGGGGUGAUAUUCUGCCAUGGACAAAUUUCUGGGCUUCAGAGGAGGGCGGUGCUGCGUGGGAGUGGAGAAAAUUCUCAACGGUCGAUGAGGCUCAAACGACCACCGCUGUUGUCAAUUAUUCAAGCGGAACGACUGGUGUGCCAAAAGGAGUCGAAAUAUCACACUAUAACAUUGUCUCGAACUGCUUGCAAGUUAUAUUCAAACGAAAUAUGAUUGGCGAAACAUCAAGGGCAAAGGAACGAAAGCAACGCAUCGAAGCAGGAGGAGAACGAUGGUUAGCGCCUUUACCAAUGUUUCAUGCAUAUGGCCAAAUGUACUACUCACGUAUGGGUGUUAAAGUCUUUAUUAUGAUGGAGUACAGUAUUCAGAGAUAUCUCCUGUUCCUCGAUAUAUACCGAAUCACAUUCCUCACUGGCGUUCCAACGCUCAUGGUUGCGCUAUCAAAACACCCUCAGGCCGAAUCAUUCAAUCUCAAAUCGAUAGAAUCCGUCGUGACAGGCUCUGCACCCCUCAAUCCUGAGAUUGGACGAUUGGUGGAGAAGACCCAUCUGCGCCCGGGUGUUCAGGUGAAGCAAGGUUGGGGAAUGACCGAGACCACCUGCUCAGCAACAGGAUUCGCACAGGAUGAUGAAGACGACGGUAGAUCAAUUGGCUGGUUGAAUCCCAAUGUAUCUGCUAAGAUUGUACCAAUGCCUGAGCACGGGUUCGAGCAAACCCCUGAGAUCCCAUACGUCGUGGGCGAAAUCUGGGUUUCUGGCCCUAAUAUAAUGAGGGGCUACUACAAGAAGGCUAAAGAAACGUCCGAGACAAUAGUCUACGAGGACGGACUGCGGUGGCUGCGUACUGGCGAUAUCGGAUACGUCGACUCAAGGGGAUGCUUCUAUAUUGUGGACCGUAUGAAGGAACUCAUAAAGGUGAAAGGCUUGCAGGUCGCGCCAGCAGAGAUUGAGCAAGUCCUUCUGACGCAUCACGCUAUUGCGGAUGCAGCCGUGAUAGGAGAGAAAAGACCAGCUGGCGAAUAUCCCAAGGCAUUUGUCGUUAGAGCACCUGGUACAGCGGUAUCUGCAAGAGAAAUCGAAAGGUAUAUCGAGACUAGAAUGUCUCGACACAAGUGGUUAACGGCUGGGGUUCAUUUUAUUGAUACAAUACCUCGAACCCCUAGUGGGAAGGUGAUCAGACGGGAGCUACAAAAACUCAAGACGGCCUCUGUCGAUGGAGCUGCGAAGCUGUAG
Molecule: messenger RNA, 1701 nt
Organism: Exophiala bonariae
Lineage: Eukaryota; Fungi; Ascomycota; Eurotiomycetes; Chaetothyriales; Herpotrichiellaceae
Exons: 7
Coding region: 1-1701 (566 amino acids)
Biological process (GO): secondary metabolic process
Molecular function (GO): CoA-ligase activity
Source: RefSeq, a predicted model, not a curated record